GCUAUGGAACUUGAUUUUGGACACUUUGACGAAAGAGAUAAGGCGUCCAGAAACAUGCGAGGCUCCCGUAUGAAUGGCCUGCCCAGCCCCACUCACAGCGCUCACUGCAGCUUCUACCGCACCAGGACCUUACAGGCACUCAGCAACGAGAAGAAAGCCAAGAAGGUGCGCUUCUAUCGCAACGGGGACCGCUACUUCAAGGGGAUUGUGUACGCCGUCUCUGGCGACCGCUUCCGGAGCUUCGAUGCCUUGCUCGCCGACCUGACCCGGUCUCUGUCCGAUAACAUUAACCUGCCUCAGGGAGUUCGCUACAUUUAUAGCAUUGAUGGCAGCCGAAAGAUUGGGAGCAUGGAUGAGCUGGAGGAAGGUGAAAGUUAUGUAUGUUCCUCAGACAACUUUUUUAAGAAAGUGGAGUAUACCAAGAACGUCAACCCCAACUGGUCAGUCAAUGUGAAAACCUCGGCCAAUGUGAAAGCCCCUCAGUCCCUGGCAAGCAGCAACAGUGCUCAGGCCCGGGAGAACAAGGAUUUUGUGCGUCCCAAGCUGGUGACCAUCAUCCGCAGUGGGGUGAAGCCCAGGAAGGCCGUCCGUGUGCUCCUGAAUAAAAAGACAGCACAUUCAUUUGAGCAAGUUCUCACUGAUAUCACAGAAGCCAUAAAGUUGGAAACAGGAGUUGUCAAAAAGCUGUACACCCUCGAUGGAAAGCAGGUGACCUGUCUCCAUGAUUUCUUCGGGGACGAUGAUGUAUUCAUUGCCUGUGGUCCAGAAAAAUUCCGCUAUGCACAGGAUGACUUUUCUCUGGAUGAAAACGAGUGCCGGGUCAUGAAAGGGAACCCUCCAACAACCCCAGGUAGCAAGUCAUCCCCAACUCCACAGAAGAGCUCAGCGAAGAGCCCAGCUCCUGUGCGCCGGAGCAAAUCCCCCGCUGAUUCAGGUAACCCUCAGGAUGCAAAUGGGACAUCAAGCAGCCAGCUGUCAACACCCAAAUCAAAGCAGUCUCCGAUCUCAACACCCACCAGCCCAGGGAGCCUCCGCAAGCACAAGGACUUGUACCUGCCCCUGUCCUUGGAUGACUCGGAUUCCCUUGGCGAUUCAAUGUAA
Molecule: messenger RNA, 1101 nt
Organism: Varanus komodoensis (Komodo dragon)
Lineage: Eukaryota; Metazoa; Chordata; Lepidosauria; Squamata; Varanidae
Gene: DCX
Product: doublecortin
Exons: 6
Coding region: 4-1101 (365 amino acids)
Biological process (GO): axoneme assembly; photoreceptor cell development; neuron migration
Cellular component (GO): axoneme; neuron projection
Molecular function (GO): microtubule binding
Source: RefSeq, a predicted model, not a curated record